AUGGUCAUCGGACUAUUAGCCCUCGCGUCAAUCCCGACAACCACAGGCGUCGCAUUCGGAGUCAGCGAGCAGCGGAAAUCGAACCAGCGCAAAGAAGACGCGCGGCGAAUGCUAAAGUUCAACAUCGACGCCGUAUGCGAGGGCGAUACAGACGACGAUAGAGAUGUGAAUGGACGAAGAGUAGUUGUUCGGAAUGAUAAGGUUUAUCUCGAUGAUCCGGAUCCCCGCAAACGUACCCAUCCCGCCUUCACUUCUCUAGCAUUUUAUAUAGAGUAUCCAGAACUCGAUGAGACAAAGGGCCUAGAUCGAGGACUAGGAUUACCAACUUAUGUAUCAGCGAAUCCGCCGCUUUUGAACUGGAUCUAUGCAGAUUUCGAGACGCAUGAGUUGAAGUAUGGGAAUCGGACGCAGAGCGUGGAUCAUGUUGUUGGGCCGUGGAAUUGGACAGAAGAUGAAAAGACAAUUACGUUGGAGGAAAGUGUUGCAUUUGUAGCGGUUGAGGAGGAGGAAGGGGAAUGGGCGCUUUAUUUCGAUCGGGAUGGUGAUGAACUGGCGGCUGUUUUGGAGGAACAGGGGAUGAUAGAUUGUGCAUUUGUACCAGUGAAUCUUGUCAGGCGCCCUGUAGAGGAACUUCCUGCUCCACAGCAACAGAAGCAGUCCAGUCAAGGGAAAGGGUCGACAAGUCGAGAGCAGAAAGGAUAA
This is a messenger RNA of Penicillium angulare, 702 nucleotides long. RefSeq lists its product as uncharacterized. Lineage: Eukaryota; Fungi; Ascomycota; Eurotiomycetes; Eurotiales; Aspergillaceae. Bases 1 to 702 code for a protein of 233 amino acids. The record is from RefSeq and is a predicted model, not a curated record. The transcript is spliced from 2 exons.